This is a messenger RNA of Rubroshorea leprosula, 1932 nucleotides long. Lineage: Eukaryota; Viridiplantae; Streptophyta; Magnoliopsida; Malvales; Dipterocarpaceae. The record is from the annotation of a GenBank genome assembly.
ACCAAUGGGGAACUGCACAUUGAAAAAAGAAAGAAGGGAAAACUUCUCACUUUUGCAAGAACAAAACCCUAAAAGCUUUGUAAUUUUUGAUAGAAUUUAUCACUUUUUACAAUCAAAUUAGAUUGUAUACAUGGACCCAUCAUCCAAAAGUGGAGAAAAGAACCGUGAGGGACCAAAAAUCAGAGAUCAGGAAAAGGAGGAAAUCGAGGAUCAGGGGUUGGAAUUGUCAGAUGAAGUAGUGAAUGAGGUUGGUGGAAGUUGGAGCAAUGAAGAAGAAGAAAAUGAAAUAUUUAACGAUGGUGGAGGUGCUAGUGGGGUCCACAAUGAGGUUGGAAUUGAAGAUUUAAAUAUUGUCACUAUAAAAAGUGGUAUGGUAGAACUAGUGUUAGAUGUCCCUAAUUUGUCGGAUAAUAAAGAUGAGGAGACUAUUGAAGCUAGGACAAUUUUGAGAAACCUCAUAGCUUCUCAAGGUAAACCCAGAACUGAGAAUGAACAAUCAGAAUCCAUCGUGGAAGUGGGAUCUUCUAGUAUUGCUAUUGGUGUAGUAGCAGAAAUUGAUAAUGGAGCAUUCCAAUCAGAUGAUGAUGUUAGCUAUAUUACAACAAGUGAUGAGGAUGACAGUGAAGCUGAACAUGGUAGAAGAAGAAAGGCUAUACAUCCGGUAUUUAGGGAAAAUGAAGAUUGGCCUGUGAUAGGUCUUGGGAUGAUUUUUAUUAUCAAGGAACAGUUUAAAAAAGCUAUUGACGAGUUGAGUUUUAAAGAAGGUGCUUCCAAGGCUGAAUAUGGCAUGCUAUUCAACUAUGCUAAUGAACUGAGGUCAAAAGAUCCAGAAGCAAACAUUGUUCUCCAUGCUCAUAGACCCACAGCAGAUGUUAACCCCACUUUUAUAAGAAUGUAUGUAUGUUUUAGUGCUUUGAAGAAAGGGUUUCUUGUUGGCUGCAGGCGUAUCAUUGGUGUUGAUGGUGCCUUUCUUAAAUGUGCUCACAAAAGAGAAUUGUUGACUGCAAUUGGAAGAGAUGCAAACAAUCAAAUGUUUCUGAUUGCAUGGCUAGUUGUCGAGGGACUUAUUCAAGCAGUUAAGGAGAUUUUCCCUUAUGUUGAGCAUAGAUUUUGUGCUAGGCAUAAAUACUGCAAUUUCAGGAAGAAAAACAAAGGCAAAGCAUUGCAAAUUGCGUUUUGGAAGACUGUUGCAAGAAGAGGAUUUAUUGAGUCCGAGUUUGUUGAUGAUUUUGGUCCUAAAAUAUGGGAAAAAAUUGUAGCUAAUGUCCAUGUAAGCAAGAGGUGCAGAUUAAUUUGGCCUGGUGGAAAUAACUAUGAAGUAAUGGAAGAUGGAACAAAUGGUUUUGUGGUUGACUUAGAGAACAGAAAAUGUACUUGCAAGUCUCGAGAUCUCAUAAGAAUUCCAUGCAAGCAUGCUGUUACAGUUAUUAAUGCCACCAAGCAAAAGGUGGAAGACUAUGUAGCCGAAUCAUCAAAUCCACUAGCAAACACUAAAGAACAGGUUCCAAAUUCUACUACUGUACAGCAACCUGUCCAACAACCUAUCCAGCAAUUGAUUCCUAUCCAGCAACCUGUCCAGCAACUCCCUCCUGUCCAACAACUUGCCCUUGUCCAGCAACCAAGCAAAAGAGACAAGCUCCCCAUUAGAAGGUCUUCAUCUUCAAAAGUUGCUCAAACCCCUCCUCUUGAUGGUACAUUAUCAAGUGAAGCAACUCUUGUCCCAAGUGGAGGGGAUACUCAAACUCCUAUCUAGCAUUAAAAAAAAAAAUGCCAAGAACCCAGCAAAAAGGCAAAAGCAAAAGGAAAUUUAUUAUUAAAUUAUUAUUGUAGCUUAUACUUUAUGUUUCUUAUAUGUUUAUGAAGUGUUAUUUUCAUAGACAUCCUUCCUAGAGUAAAAAAGGGAAAUUCUGGUAAUAAAAACAGCAUGUUAGU